UGUGACAAUUAACUCUAGACUCUGUGCGUUAAUGUCCUAUGUGAGUUGACGCGUGAAAUCAUGUUCUGUGUGUAAAAUUAACGCGUAAAAUCAUGCCAUCUAUUCACAAUGAAUCAACGGCCCAAGCUCAGAUCGCCGCCACCGUCCUCCGCCGCAUCAUCUCCUUCUCCGCCAACCUCACCAAAUCUGAACAGGGAGAAAGCUAAAACGAUUAUCAAAAUGCCCCGGAAAUCAUACAUAAAACCCACUCUUGUCCUCGCUUCCCUUCUCGCCAUCUUUGCCCUCUACACCUUCCUCUUCUACACUCCUCCCGAUUACAGCAAUAAUAAUUCUAAUUUACAUAAUAAAUUUGACACCGAUUAUUCUAACGUUAAUAAGGUGAAAAUAUAUAUGUAUGACUUGCCGAGGAGAUUUACAUACGGGGUGAUAGAGAGCUACGCGGCGGCGCGUGGAGGUAAGCCGGUGCAGAACGACGUACUGUUGAAGUAUCCGGGGAACCAGCACUCGGCUGAGUGGUACUUGUUCUCUGAUUUAAAUCGGCCGAGUGAAAACCGUACAAACUCCGCCGUGACUCGGGUUAUCGACCCGGAGGAUGCUGAUCUUUUCUAUGUGCCGUUUUUCUCGUCACUAAGCCUCGUGGUCAACCCGAUCCGACCCGCCAAUGCAAAUGGUCCUGCGGAUAGACCUACGUACAACGAUGAGCAAAUGCAGGAGGCUUUGAUGGAGUGGCUGGAGGAGCAGGUGUACUGGAAGAGGAAUAAUGGAUGGGAUCAUGUAUUCAUAUGUCAGGAUCCCAAUGCGUUAUACAAGAUUAUUGAUCGGGUGAAGAAUGGGGUGCUUUUGGUUUCCGAUUUUGGGAGGUUGGCUCACAAUCAAGCAUCACUUGUUAAGGAUGUGAUCUUGCCAUAUUCACAUCGCAUUAAUACAUACAAUGGGGAUAUAGGGGUUGGGAAUCGCAAGUCACUGCUGUUCUUUAUGGGAAAUCGAUAUAGAAAAGAGGGUGGGAAGAUUCGUGACUUGCUUUUUCAAGUGCUUGAGAAGGAGAAGGAUGUUAUUAUAAAACAUGGUGCCCAGUCCAGAGAGAGUCGACGCGCAGCAACACAAGGAAUGCACACUUCAAAAUUCUGUUUGCAUCCAGCUGGUGAUACUCCAUCAGCUUGUCGACUUUUUGAUGCUAUUGUCAGCUUGUGUAUUCCUGUUAUUGUAAGCGAUUACAUUGAGUUGCCUUUCGAAGAUGUUAUAAACUACAAAAAUAUUGCUGUUUUCGUGGAUACCAACACAGCUGUUAAGCCUGGAUACUUGGUUAAAUCCUUAAGAAGGGUGAGCACAAAGAGAAUUUUGGAAUUACAAAAAGAGUUGAAAAAGGUAAAACGAUACUUUCAAUAUGAGGAUCCGAAUGGAACUGUGAAAGAAAUCUGGCGCCAAGUCACUUCGAAACUACCUCUUAUCAAGCUAAUGACCAAUCGUGACAAAAGAAUUGUGGUGCGGGAAUUGGCUGAACCAGAUUGCUCAUGUCUUUGCUCAAACCAGUCAGCGGUUCAAGCGAUACUAUGAUUUCACGAUGCUAUGCUCGAACCAGAUUUUUGGUCACUGCAAAUCUCAGAUAUUAUAAUCUUAUUUUCAGAUUUUAACGGAAUUAUUCAUUGUACCUAAUUCCUCGUGGAAAAUUGCCCACUCCUCGAGGCUAGGAGAUGUCUUGAUCAGGCUGAGCAGAAUCACCUCAAUCCUCCUACAAUACUUAUUUGAGAGAUGCUAUACGUCCAGGGUGCCAAAUGCUGCCCCCUAUAGGUGGGGGGCCCUGUCAGGCGCCAUUUGGCCCCCCUUUCCAUCCAGGGUCCAUGUGGCCCUGGAAAACUAGUUUUUUCCUACUUAUUUAUAUUGAGAAACUGGGUAACGAAUUUCACUUCUAUUCCAUAGUUAAAAGCUCAGUUGAUUUCUUGAUGUACCUAUAAAUGAUUUGCUCAGUACAAACUGAAAUUCCAGUCUCGUUUCCUGUAUUCCUAUUUUA
Messenger RNA from Olea europaea var. sylvestris, 2008 nucleotides. RefSeq names its product probable arabinosyltransferase ARAD1. Gene Ontology annotation, molecular function: glycosyltransferase activity. The record is from RefSeq and is a predicted model, not a curated record. The transcript is spliced from 4 exons. Bases 109 to 1554 code for a protein of 481 amino acids. NCBI's taxonomy places the organism in Eukaryota, Viridiplantae, Streptophyta, Magnoliopsida, Lamiales, Oleaceae.